Molecule: messenger RNA, 312 nt
Organism: Loa loa (African eye worm)
Lineage: Eukaryota; Metazoa; Nematoda; Chromadorea; Rhabditida; Onchocercidae
Exons: 3
Coding region: 1-312 (103 amino acids)
Source: RefSeq, a predicted model, not a curated record
AUGAGGACGGCAUCUGAAAUUAUUUUAGUAAAAGUGAAGGAAGGUGAGAGAAUGCAAUCUAAAUAUAGUAGUACGUCUUCUCGAGUUGACAGUGAUGAUUCUCAGGUAGAAGGAACAAUCAGUCAAACGUUUUAUGUCGCGGGUACUGGCAUUAUAGAGGACAUUUAUUACAAAUAUUUUAUUGGGGAUACACCAUUCUCAACAUCAUAUUGUCACCACCAGCAAUUAAGAAAGAAAGAUGAAAUCAGUUGGAGACAGAACGAUGAUAAUAUGGUAAACAAAGAUAUCAUGGUAAGUGAAUCAGCAGAGUGA